GGCGGGUGUCAGGCAUUCUGAUACCGAAACAUUGUCACGUGACAAGCCAAAGUCCAAUAACGGCGUCGGUUAACCCAUCAUAUGGAACUCAAACCUAGCUCAGACUGGAAUAAGUUAAACGUUUAUAGUACGAAGUCCUUAGCGAACUUAACUUUUCUUGAGCUGGUUUCCGUGUAGCAGUUUGGUCUAGUAGCGGACGCGUACAGGAGAAUAAUUCGGUUCUCUUCACCCUCUUCACCAUGAGUCGCUCCACCAGAAGCAAAGUAGAAAAACAAGACAAAAGUGAAACUAAUGUUGACUUGGAGACUCAAAAGAAUGUAGAAGAAAAGUAUGUGGUAGAGAAAGUUGUCGAUAAAAGAAAGAGAAAAGGUGCAGUGCAGUAUCUUCUAAAAUGGAAAGGUUAUGACGAAAGUGAAAACACAUGGGAGCAGGCAGAAAACAUGGAUUGCCCUGAUUUAAUUUCAGAAUUUGAAAACCAGACAAAAAGAAUGAAAAAAGAAGAAGAAUACAUAGUAGAAAAGAUUAUGGAUAAGAGAGUAAGGAAGGGGAAAGUUCAAUAUCUUUUGAAAUGGAAAGGCUUUGACCAUAGUACCAAUACAUGGGAAAAUGAAGAAAACAUGGAUUGUCCUGGUUUAAUUUCAGAGUUUGAAAAUGAGAAAAAAAAAGCAGGAAAAAGCAAGGAAGAAUUGUACACUGUUGAACAAAUCAUGGACAAAAGAAUUGUGAAGGGAAAAGUGCAGUACCUCUUAAAAUGGAAAGGAUACGAUCAUAGCCAAAAUACCUGGGAAAGCCAUGAAAACAUGGAGUGCCCUGAUUUGAUUGCAGCAUUUGAAAAAAUAGAGAAACAAAGGGAAAGCCAUAAUAAAAAUAGGAAGUCGGCAAGAAACUCCUUAUAAAUGUGUGUACCCCUUUUGACACAAGAGAACGAAGAAGAAAGAAGAUCGGAGUCCGAAGGUUGUAGCGAACGGGCCUUAGCUUUCAUACUUGAAUGUUAGAUUUGUUACUGUUCCUUUAUGCACAAAUCGGUCUCAGAAUUCUUGCCCAUACCCUUCCUCUUUACGGUUUUUAUCGACUGAUUUUGUUUGAUCCAAAACAGUUUUCAUGUCAUACGUUCCCUAGUUCAACAAGACUAUUUCCUCGUCCCACCUUGUGAAAUGUAUUCGCAAGAUACCCAUUAAUACAUCAUAAUUUGCUGAUA
Messenger RNA from Daphnia magna, 1198 nucleotides. Its product is annotated as chromobox protein homolog 1. Gene Ontology annotation, biological process: negative regulation of transcription by RNA polymerase II; chromatin organization. Lineage: Eukaryota; Metazoa; Arthropoda; Branchiopoda; Diplostraca; Daphniidae. Bases 240 to 896 code for a protein of 218 amino acids. The record is from RefSeq and is a predicted model, not a curated record. Gene Ontology annotation, cellular component: pericentric heterochromatin. Gene Ontology annotation, molecular function: chromatin binding. The transcript is spliced from 5 exons.